CUGUCCUUCAUUUCUCCCCUCCAGUCUCUAUGCAGGGCUCAGAACCAUGGUGGGCAGCUGUCUGGUCUGCGAGGAGGCAAGGCCAUGUUGGAGAGGAAACAGUUGUGCCAGUGGCCGUGUAAGUGCAAGGCCAAGCCCCAGUGUGCCCCGGGAGUCAGCUCAGUGCUGGACGGCUGUGGCUGCUGUAAGAGCUGCGCCCGGCAGAUAGGAGAGGCUUGCAACGAGAGGGACAUCUGCGACCCCCACAAGGGCAUGUACUGCGACUUCUCUAAUGACCAGCCGCGAUAUGAGGUCGGAGUCUGCGCUUACUUGAUGGCAGUUGGUUGUGACCUGAAUGGGGCCCACUAUGAGAACGGCGAGGCCUUCCAGCCCAGCCCGCUGUAUAAAUGCACGUGCAUCGCGGGAGCCAUCGGCUGCACCCCGGCCUUCAUCCAGAAGCCCGCUGCUCUCCUGGGUCCUGCCCCUCUGAGGAGCAACGCACCCCUGCCAGCUGGUCUCCAGAGCGCCCCUGGUCCCUCCAGAAAACACCAGCAGGACACAACAAACAUGGCCGCCAUGCCAGCUUACAGGGAUCCUCCUUUAGCCUGGAAGAAGAAUUGCCUGAUCCAGACCACUCCGUGGAGCCCCUGCUCCAAGACCUGCGGCCUGGGUAUCUCAGUCCGGGUCAACAAUGACAACAGCAAGUGUGAGAUGAGGAAGGACCGCCGCCUCUGCCUGCUGCGGCCGUGUGAGAAGAGCAUCAUGAAGUCCGUCCAGAUGCUGAGAGGAAAGACAUGUAAGCCCAAGUUCCAGGCUAAGAAAGCAGAGAAGCUGACCCUGUCUGGGUGCACUAGCACCAAGAGUUUCAAACCCACUUACUGUGGCAUCUGCACUGACAAGCGCUGUUGCGUCCCCAACAAAUCCAAAAUGGUGACCGUCAACUUCAAGUGCAAGGGCGGCUCCAACGUGCGCUGGAAAAUGCAGUGGAUAACGUCCUGCGUGUGCCAGAGGAAGUGUAAUGACCCUGGGGACAUGUUCGCAGAGCUACGCUUCCUCUAG
Salvelinus namaycush (lake trout) is the source of this 1038-nucleotide messenger RNA. It is a transcript of the gene ccn6, whose product is annotated as cellular communication network factor 6. Bases 85 to 1038 code for a protein of 317 amino acids. Gene Ontology annotation, molecular function: heparin binding; integrin binding. The transcript has 4 exons. Gene Ontology annotation, biological process: signal transduction; cell adhesion. Gene Ontology annotation, cellular component: extracellular region; extracellular matrix. NCBI's taxonomy places the organism in Eukaryota, Metazoa, Chordata, Actinopteri, Salmoniformes, Salmonidae. The record is from RefSeq and is a predicted model, not a curated record.